CUUUCACUCUUGUUUUGAGAACGAUGAGCUCGACGUCAAAGAAGUCCCAAAUCAGCAACAUGUACCGAGCACGAAGAAGCAGAAGACAACUACUGACAAACCAGCCGAAGCAUUCAUAGGCACGCAGCUACGUUUGGGGUUGACAAAAGAGUGGGUACCGAGUCUAGCCAAGAUCGCAGAGCUUGCGUCCAAGAUCAGUCCGACAGCUACGAACGUGUAGACCCUAAGACGGCUUUCAACCUGCUAAGUCUUAGAGGGCAAAGCUCACAUAUACCGCGCUGCUCCAGUGGCUUCGGUAUGUUCGCAUGUACAGAUCCUCCACGGAUGAUUGGUUCACCGAUAUUCAGAUUACGAGAAGUUGUUGUCGUCAAGAUCAGAACGAGAACAGGAGGCACAUCUGACUUUGCUCUUCCGAUCGCUCAAAGAAACCAGAGAACUCAAAUAUCUCGGCGGCGAUUUCCUGCGGAUGGUGUUUAAUAAAGACAAGGUGAAGCUUGACGCUAUCAAGGACUUGUUAAGCAUCACGGAACGCACGUCAAAACCGAUCCGAGAUCUAAGAUGUAUGAAAAAUAUCACUGGAUGUUCUUCGAUGAGGUACGCGUAGCAACGAUGUGGCACUGACGCAAUGAGAUCCAGACUCGUAACAUAAACGAUUUACAAGCCCAUGGAUGAGAUUUUCGCUCGCUUUAGAGAACCGAAGGUUAAUCUCAAAAAUGUGUAGCCAUUUACCUUAGCGAUAAAAUUUGAUGUGGCACACUUUGAAAUCAGGUCAAUAAUCAGGAUGGCGGAGCAUGCGUUGACGGCAGCGCUCUUCUUGCUGCCGUGCGCGAUCAUUCUGGAGCGCUGCGUCGCGGAUGGGUCGCUGUUCGCUCUACACCCGGCACUGAAUGCGGUAGCGAUGCUUGUUUGUCUGCCCACGUACGUAGCAGCACUACAAUUGACUUGAAUCCCCUUCGUCUCUUUGACACUAAAUUCCGAUGGUUUGUAUUUCAAACAGCGCGCUGCAAGCGAUGUUGCAGCGAAAAGACGAAACAGACCACGCAAAACGUGUUUGGUUGACCAAGCUGCAUCUGUUUCUAAACGUGUUGGCUGGAGUGUUGGUGGCUGUUGCUGGUGCCGCAAUAUUUAUCACUAAACGUGACUCAGGCGGCGAACACUUUACGACACCGCACUCGUGGGCGGCUCUGGUAACGGGCAUGUUCUUCACGCUCAACGUGUUCCAGGGGCUAUUGCUGACGUUCGAGGGGACAAACCCCAACUGGCAAUGGAAGGACGAUACGCAUGUGCUCACGGGUGUACUGGUCUACAUCGGUGCCGUGGUCACCAUGCUCUACGGUCUGCAGACGAGCUCGUGGGGGGUCCAGAACUUCACUCCUGAGCGGCAAUUCCAACUUACAGUGCUCAUCAUCGCAGCGCAUGUAGCGCUAGUAGGAAAAUCGCUUGUUCUGCACCGCCGAGCGAACAAAGUGCAAGUAAAAGUGGCCAAAGUGGCAUGAAGUCGCGGAAGUUGUUGUGAAUCUAGAGAACAAGCAAAGCGUGGUUAUCAAUAACUGAAUCCCAUACAAAAACACUGUCAAAAUAGACGUACCAAUUUUGUUGCAGUAAAUA
Messenger RNA from Phytophthora nicotianae INRA-310, 1608 nucleotides. RefSeq lists its product as hypothetical. Gene Ontology annotation, molecular function: transmembrane monodehydroascorbate reductase activity. NCBI's taxonomy places the organism in Eukaryota, Oomycota, Peronosporomycetes, Peronosporales, Peronosporaceae. The coding region runs from base 978 to 1496 and encodes 172 amino acids. The transcript has 2 exons. The record is from RefSeq and is a predicted model, not a curated record.